AUGUCAUUGCCAUUCGCCAGAUCAGCCAUCGCAUCCACCCGAGCAGUCGUCUCUAGAACAGGUCGAAGGGGGUUUACUUCUUCCAGCUCAAGAAGGUCAGAAUCACUAUUCGUGCACCGAGAUACAGAUUACAACAACCCAUCUAUAAAAUUCGAAUUCACACCUGAAAACCUGAAAACAGCCAACGAGAUCAUCGCUCGAUACCCACCUCAGUACAAGAAGGGAGCAUGUAUGCCAUUAUUGGAUUUGGGUCAGAGACAAAAUAAGGGAUGGACAAGUAUCAGCGUGAUGAAUGAGGUGGCUAGGUUGUUGGAUAUGCCUAAGAUGAGGGUUUACGAGGUCGCAACUUUCUACACCAUGUACAACCGUGAACCCGUCGCUCCCAACUUCGUUCAACUCUGUACUACAACUCCAUGUCAAUUAGGAGGAUGUGGAUCAACCAAGAUUCUGGAAACUAUCGAAUCUCAUCUCGGUAUUCACCCCGGUCAAACUACAAAAGACGGGAAAUUCACUUUGAUCGAAGUUGAAUGUUUGGGUGCUUGUUCCAACGCCCCAAUGAUGCAAAUCGGCGAUGAAUUCUAUGAGGAUCUCACACCUGAAACAACCAUCAAGAUCCUCGAUACUUUGGCAAAAGGUGAAAAACCAAAACCUGGUCCUCAAUCAAAUAGACAAACUUCCGAGAACUCUGCUGGUUUAACUUCCCUCACAACGAAACCUUACGGUCCAGGAGAGUUCUGUUUACCUGAAUUUCAAUAA
Kwoniella botswanensis is the source of this 756-nucleotide messenger RNA. RefSeq lists its product as uncharacterized. The transcript has 6 exons. The coding region runs from base 1 to 756 and encodes 251 amino acids. Gene Ontology annotation, molecular function: oxidoreductase activity. Lineage: Eukaryota; Fungi; Basidiomycota; Tremellomycetes; Tremellales; Cryptococcaceae. The record is from RefSeq and is a predicted model, not a curated record.